Molecule: messenger RNA, 978 nt
Organism: Fomitiporia mediterranea MF3/22
Lineage: Eukaryota; Fungi; Basidiomycota; Agaricomycetes; Hymenochaetales; Hymenochaetaceae
Exons: 7
Coding region: 1-978 (325 amino acids)
Source: RefSeq, a predicted model, not a curated record
AUGAACAUACUACCUGAAGAAGAAAUCAGAGGAAUCAAUGAAUUGGAAUCUGACUCAGAGGACUUGGGUGUAAGCUCAUUAUCUCUCUUAUUUGAAUCCAGAAACACCCCCAACCCUCUAACCACUACUGAGCUAACAACACUAGAGCUUCAUGAGCUUAUACACAAAGGCUACAUUGACCUCAGCCCCCUGUAUCAGAGAAACCUUGUUUGGAGCAGGGAAAAGCAAAUCAUAUUAAUAGAGUCAAUCCUUAGUAAUUACUAUAUUCCUCCUGUACUGUUUUGUGUCCAGCCUAAUCCAGACAGGUCUGAUAUACCUUUGAGGGUGUGUAUGGACAGAAAAAACCCAACCACAAAAAUGCUGUUCUAUUACAAGCUUCCUAGGACUCAGACCAGGAAGAAACAACUUCUUAAGGAGAGUUUAAAGAACGAGUUUGAUAAAAAAAUGAUUGUUUGUGUAGAGUAUAGAGGCAUUGAGCCUACAAAAAUGGUAGCCAUAUCAACACCAUUUGCUGACUGGAUAAUAGAGCUUGACAACACACAUACAGAUGGAGAUGACAAUAGACUGAAUGUGGUCCUCAGGUGGGAUACCAGUCAAGCAAAGCACUUUUCAUACAUUGUACAGCUUGUGUACUGUUGCAAGAAACUACCCAAGCAAUCGGAUGUGACCAAUCAGAAGAUCACAGUAUGGCUAUACUGUGAUGAUACACUAAAGGAGGAACUUAGACAGAAAAUCGAUUGGGUGCUCAAUAAAUACCAGCUUAUUACAAGUUCUGACAAUCUUAAUCAAGCAUUCACAAAGGUCAAACAAAUUGUUGUCCCAGUCAAUCAGCACACUGACAUUUGUACAAACAAACGUGUUACAAUAAUGUUAUGGGGAUACAUUGAAAAGGCUGCAGAGCAAUGUAGUAUUGUAAUGGAUACCUUGAACUCGACAGCUGUCACUAGUGGUAUAGGAAACAAGACAAAGCAAAAGUGA